Messenger RNA from Lacerta agilis (Sand lizard), 1425 nucleotides. RefSeq names its product lipase member M-like. Bases 197 to 1384 code for a protein of 395 amino acids. Gene Ontology annotation, molecular function: hydrolase activity, acting on ester bonds. The record is from RefSeq and is a predicted model, not a curated record. NCBI's taxonomy places the organism in Eukaryota, Metazoa, Chordata, Lepidosauria, Squamata, Lacertidae. The transcript has 10 exons.
CUAUGCUGCGGAUACUUUGAUAUCAAGAAGAAAGAGAACCGAUUAUAAGGAAAUGGCAAUUGCAAAAACAAAUCCCUUGUGAAACAUGGAAAAGGAAUUUCUCUGGUAAUAGAUAAUGCUGGUAAUGUUGGCGGAGGCAUCAUUUGGAAAUUCUGUUCCUGCCUAAACACAGCUAGAGGACUCUGAGUGAAAGAAGAUGUGGUGGUUUCUUGCCAUUGCUUGCCUAAUACGAGCAACUGGGAGCUCAGAAGAACUGAGUGGGAGCAGAGGUUCAAAUCCUGAAGUUCACAUGAAUGUUAGUGAGGUGAUCCGCUACAAAGGAUACCCCAGUGAAGAGUAUGAAGUCUUAACAGAUGACGGCUAUUAUUUGACAGUAAACCGCAUUCCCUUUGGAAGAGAAAAUCUUACCGCCGGAGGUCCCAGGCCUGUUGUGUUACUGCAGCAUGGGAUAGUUGCGGAAGCUAGCUUCUGGGUCGAAAAUCUGGCGAACAACAGUUUUGGAUUUAUAUUAGCGGAUGCUGGCUAUGAUGUUUGGCUGGGGAACAGCAGAGGAUCAAGUUGGUCUCAGAGACACCAGAAUUUGUCAACUGACCAAGAGGAAUUUUGGGAUUUCAGUUUCCAUGAAAUGGCUCUGUAUGACCUUCCAGCAAUGAUCAACUUCAUUCUGAAGAAAACUGGGCAGAAGCAACUGUAUUACGUAGGCUACUCUCAAGGCACAACCAUUGGCUUCAUAGCAUUUUCAGCCAUACCAGAGCUGUCUCAAAAAAUCAAAUUAUUUACCGCCUUGGCUCCUGUGAUUUCUCUUAAGUAUGUGACAAGCCCUCCUUCCAAAUUUUCCUUCCUACUACCUGACUACUCAUCCAAGAGCAUUUUUGUCAGAGGAGAAUUUGUACUGUUUCGCAAGCCCGUGGCAGACUUUAUCAGAAAAUUGUGCAGCGCUACAUUCAUGCAGCAAUUCUGUGCUCAACUCAUAUUCUCGGCAGGCGGAUUUAAUGCAACAAAUCUAAAUAUGAGUCGAUUGGAUGUGUAUGCAGCUCGCUUUAUAGAUGGAACAUCAGCUAAAUCUAUUGUACACUGGAAACAGAUAAGAGAUUCAGGAUUAUUCAGAUACUUUGACUACGGGAAAGAGAAUCAGGCAAGAUAUAACCAGAGCUUUCCCCCUUCGUAUAAAAUAGAGGACAUGACUGUGCCAACUGCAGUGUGGUCUGGCGGGAAUGACCUGAUUGCAACCCCCCGAGAUGUAGCCGUCCUGCUUCCUCGUAUCACUAACCUAGUUUACUACAAAAAUAUGACAUACUGGAACCACUGGGAUUUCAUCUGGGGCCUCAGUGCCCCCAAACUCAUGUACUACAAAAUCAUGGAGUUGAUGAGAUGCUUUAGCUGAGAUGGGAUGCCUUAGCUGAGUCAUGGUUGCUUUAGCUGAGA